Messenger RNA from Closterium sp. NIES-65, 1644 nucleotides. The record is from the annotation of a GenBank genome assembly. NCBI's taxonomy places the organism in Eukaryota, Viridiplantae, Streptophyta, Zygnematophyceae, Desmidiales, Closteriaceae.
AUGCCUUUCAAUCUUGCCACCUUGCCGCAUCAUGCCUUCCCCCCUCCUCUCCCUCUCCUUCUUUUUGAUGCAGAGAUUCAGCGAGAGGAGGUGAAUGUGAAGAAGGGAAUCAAGGAGGCGGCCAAGAGGGGCGAUCUGGGUUCAGCCAAGCACCUAGCCAAGGAGCUGGUGCGAUCCCGGAAAGCCAUUGGUCGCAUGCACGAACAGAAGGCACAGAUGAACUCCAUUUCCCUUCACCUCGGGGAGAACAUUGCCAUGGCGAAGGUGGCGGGGCACAUGGCGAAGAGCACAGAGGUGAUGAAGCUCGUCAGCGGGCUGAUCAAAGUGCCACAGGUCGCGGGCACGAUGCAAGAAUUAUCCAAAGAGAUGAUGAAGCCGAAUGUGGACGCGGGGGGGACUGCUCGCGGCGACCCGAAUCCCAGCGACGACCAGGCGACCCCCUCCCCCGCGUCGCCGGAGAUCGCCGAGGAGAACGUUGCGCGGGGGAUCGCGCUCGCGGUGAGCGCUGGCCUGCCUGACCACGAGGGGAUGGGCGGCGAGGGGAGCGAGGACGUGCAGGAGAACGCUUACCCCCCUCCCCGCGCUGAUAGUGCUCGCGACGCUCAGGAGAAGGGCGGCGAGGAGAGGGCGGCUGUUGAGGGUGCCGCAGAGGCGAGCACCCGCGCUCCUGCCGCGGCUGACCGUCCGGGCGGUUCGACGCAACACGAGCAGGCGCCCACGAAUACUCUGGCGAGGCGGGGCGCGCGGCAGGACGAUGGGGAAGCGUUUGAACCCGCUCGAAGUGGUGCACGGGCUCGCUCGCGGAGGGGUGCGCAGGGAGACGCGGACGAGGCCCGGCAGGCGCAGGCUGCGGUAGCGAGCUCUCCGCGGAACCCUCCAGCUCCGGAUCCCGUCUCACGGAUGGGUCCAUCACCCCCGAUCUUACCGCAGCCGACGCCAGUGCGGCGACGAAGCGAAAACGAGACGGUCGCGGCGCCGCAGACAGGGCGCGAGGGAGCUGCUGUGGGACGAGCAACGCGGGGAAUCCGCGUAGGACGCGGCAGCCGCCGCGGACGACGAGGCAACGAGAGAGGACGAAGAGGUGGUGGAGCACGAGGUUCGAAUAGGCGCCGAUCUGGUGCAAGCGGCUACGCGAGGAAUGUGGAAAGGCUGAUGCGAAACGGCGCAGAGGGCGACGUGGAACCACUUAGCGAGGAAGCAGAGGAGGAAGCGGAGAAUGAGGAAAGUGAAGAGAGGGACCCUGCCUUUAACCCUGAAAACGAGGGGAUGUUAGAAGCAGAGGCCGAGGAGGACGAGGAAGAGUUGGAGCUGCUGCGGGAAGCGGAGCUCCCAAACCAGCAGGCCAGAGGUGAACCUGCAAACCGAACCUCAGCUGGUUUAAUCAGCGAGAUGCUGGAAGAGGCCGUAGACGAUGCUCUAGACACCGAGGAGAUGGAGGAUGAAAUGGAAGAGGAAGUAAACAAGGUUCUUGAUGAACUGGCGACGGAAGCUACUGCGCAGCUUCCCACGGCGGUGCGGCAAAAGCAGCGGGCGGCAGAGGCAGCAGGGGUGGAGGAGGAGGAAGAGAGGGUGCCUCAGAUGGAGAUGGGGUUGGGAGCGGACGAUGAGGCGGAAUUGGCUCGGCUUAAAGCCAAGUACAAGUGA